CAUGCCCAGUACAAGGUAACCGAAAAGGCUUGUCUAUGUUUGGACGGUCGUUUUGAAUCGGUAGCACGGCAUCUGCUGUCAUCUAAUUCCAUACGCUAUUUCUACCAAGUCAACCAGCACAGACAGUUAAAUCUUAAACUUAGCAAUCUGUGUACUGCAACAUUAGUUGUCGGAAAGAUAGUACAAGGCGAGAAAAACUGGUAUCGCGCUGACGCCGGAAGCUCUGUAUCUUUACCAAGCUAACGCUAGCUCGUAAAAGAGCAACAACUCGGCCUAGAUUAGGGACAGCAGUUGGCUCACAGCAUUCUCUGUUGAUCAUAUUUUAGGAUAAUUCUCGGUACAAUGGCUUGUGGUGCUACUCUGAAGAGGACCAUGGAUUUCGAUCCACUAAUGAGCCCGGCAUCACCCAAAAGGAGGAGAUGCGUCCCGAUCACAGCUGCUUCCACUUCAUCGCCACAGAAGUAUCUGCGUAUGGAGCCUUCGCCAUUUGGAGAAGUGGUUUCCUCCAGACUUACAACCGAACAAAUCCUACACAACAUCAAGCAGGAGUACAAGCGGCUGCAGAAGCGCCGACACCUGGACAGCCUUCCGCAGCAGGCGGACGGCUGCUGUCCCGUGGACCUGCAGAGUGCUCCGAGUGGAUCGUCAGGGAGCUGCUCCACGUCCCCCAGCAGGAGAGAGCAGCCGCUGUUCUCCCUCAGGCAGGUGGGCAUGAUCUGCGAACGGCUUCUGAAGGAGCGGGAGGAGAAGAUCCGUGAGGAGUACAACGAGAUCCUUACCUCCAAGCUCGCAGAGCAAUAUGACGCCUUUGUCAAGUUCACACAUGACCAGCUGAUGCGACGGUUUGGAGAGCAGCCUGCUAGCUAUGUUUCCUGAGUGUCGCUGUGUGACGGCGGAUCACCUUACCUAUUGCUGCGAGCUACUCCAGGGAACUGGGUCUGCUUGGACGUGCCUCCUACCUGUGCCAUAUUGCCUGUAUGUGGACGCACUGUCUGCAGCCUCAGACAGUGGCAUCCACAUCUGCUAUCGCAGCUAGUGUGAGGAGGGCUUCCCGCUGUCUACCCGUUGAAUGGACCUUUGACUCUCUAACCGAUGGCCUCUUUUUACUGCCGUGUUGCUAUUUAUUUGGCUUUGUUUCGAUGCCUCUUAUAAGGCCACCUGCUACAUGCAUUGCUUUUUUCCCUGACAAAGUUGAUUGUUUUGCAGAAGUGAUCUUACCUGUAUAGCUACUCUUAAUGUACAUUUUAAAGAAGGGAUUGGUCACCCAUGGGUGGUCGGAUCAAUAAACCCCUCAGACUGGACAAGAGAAAUGUUUUUUCUUUUCAAGAAUUGUUUCAUUAUGUAUGGAAAUUACUGGAAUUCAGUUUGUAUACACUGUAUUCAUUUUGUUUUGGUUAUCAAAAUAUCAAUUUAUUUGCUAAAUGUGUUGAGACAUUGGUUCAAGUUAAAUAAAUUCUUUUCACAAA
Messenger RNA from Gadus morhua (Atlantic cod), 1466 nucleotides. It is a transcript of the gene akirin2, whose product is annotated as akirin 2. Lineage: Eukaryota; Metazoa; Chordata; Actinopteri; Gadiformes; Gadidae. Gene Ontology annotation, biological process: positive regulation of transcription by RNA polymerase II; positive regulation of innate immune response. Gene Ontology annotation, cellular component: nucleus; chromatin. Gene Ontology annotation, molecular function: transcription coregulator activity. The transcript has 5 exons. The record is from RefSeq and is a predicted model, not a curated record. The coding region runs from base 343 to 876 and encodes 177 amino acids.